Thermothielavioides terrestris NRRL 8126 is the source of this 1434-nucleotide messenger RNA. RefSeq lists its product as uncharacterized. The record is from RefSeq and is a predicted model, not a curated record. The transcript is spliced from 2 exons. The annotation marks the transcript as partial. Lineage: Eukaryota; Fungi; Ascomycota; Sordariomycetes; Sordariales; Chaetomiaceae.
CUGGACAUCACCACGUACACGGCACACUCGGCUUCCAAGUUCGACGAAACUGACUUCGUCUACCUGAAAGCUCUUUGGAAAAACCACCCCGUGACCGGAUUCCACAUCCAUAACUACGUCCGCGAGGACUACGUCAGCAGAGCUGAGCAGCUUGCGGGGCUGAAACCCAGCCCGCCCGCCGAGCAAGGACAACCCGUGGACCAGCUGCGCCAGAGCCUCUCGACCUUCAUCAACACCAUUGCGUCACCCUACAAGGUCAAUGAGCCGCUUACCGUCCAGCUGGGGGUAUGUCUGAUUGCGAAGCGGCAUAUCGAGCAGCUGAAAGCUGCCAAUCACGGCGGCCGAUACGUGGGUGAAGACACCCCGAAGCUUCGAAGGUCGGAGAGAUUGAAGAAUCGACAAAGAGAAGCCGCCGAAAGGGCAGCAGCGGAGGCGAGAGCGGCCGCGGAGGAGAACCAACUCGAUGCUCUAGCGGGGCAGGUCGGCGGGCUCGCCAUCCAAGAGGAGCGAGCGGUUCCGCUUCCGCAAACACCCCCUGAAUCACAGUUUCUGGGCGGUCCCGAGCCAGCGCUGGUAGCCACGCCCGAGCUGGAUGUGAUCAGCCCGGAAAGCCUGCAGCUGGAAAAGGCCCGGUCCAGAGACGAAGAGAUUGUCAACCAGGCGCUGGUAGACCUCCUGACCGCCGCAACUGUGGCCUCUGGCAUCGGCAUCAUCCCGGGUCGGGAUGAGCUGGCGUGGUCGGCCUCGCGGCAGGCUUUCCAGCUCGGGCGGGCCGAGGACCCCGUGUGCGAAGCUCGAACGGAUGGUCUACUCUACAAAACCGGGGACCCGGAUUGCGCUCUAGCGAUCUUGGAAGUGAAGCCGUACAUCCGCAACUCCAACCAGGCCAAGAUUGAGUGGCAGGAGGCGUGCCAGAUGGCCGCAUGGAUCUCCAGCAGUCUACAUGCGCCGACGGCGGAGAAGCGGCGUGCAGGUAUUCUGAGCACGAGCGAUAACAACAACCGCCGCCGGGUUCUUAUCUCCCAGGACUACCAAUACUUGUACAUCACGAUAGGCGAAUGGGGCCGAGGGUACGAGGAAUACCUCCUUGGCGGGCGUCGUCCGGAAACGCCUCCUUCCAGGACCAGCUCGCCAUCCCGGAAUCGAGGCCCGGCCAAGGCUGCCCGCGUCGCAGCAAGGACGGCAGCCGCAGGACCCGCACCGGGAGCUCCGGUUAAUGCAGAGUCGAAAUCGACGGCUCCCGGCCAAAAGCAACCCAAAGCGGGCUCGGACCCCGGGCGUGAGUUCGAGGCCACAGCGGAGGACCUUGACCCCGACAACUUCCUGAUCAUGAACUGCUACGGGCCAUACAACCUCCAAGACCGUCAGCAUGUUGGGGCAUUCAUUCGCAACGUAUUGGCGUUGAUGCUAGAGCUUUCGGAUCCGUGGGAAUGA